GUGUACCAUAUUAUACAUGUCGAUCAUGGAAUAUGUGACUGAUGUCAGAUGAAACUUUGGGACUGUAUAUUUAGUUUUUGCCCGGAAAACGCCAAUGCGCAUGAAUAUAGGGCCGAAAUGUUGAGAUAUUCCCGCUUAUUGAUGUGUACCAUAUAAUAGCCGUGUGUAUGAUAAGGCCAUGCUUCCAUCCGACUAACUUUCCCUGACUUAAUCUUUAGCUCAUUAUCAAAACACGUGUGUACAUAAUCUUUGGAUGGGACAUUGGUGAAUUGGAGGACAUUGUUAUUUGUAUAUGUAGUGAUCGACUGUUUUCCUGACUGGGAUUUCACAGAUCCAGGGUGUGUUGUUGCAUUAUGCCCGAUCAACUCGGCUUCGUAAACAAAAAAUCUAGUAGAAAACGACGAACUGAGUCACCGUGGGUUGUUGCCAUACAUCGGUGAGUAUAAAUAUAGAAUGGAAACAGGCACUGCUGAAGAUGGAGACGAACGAAUGAAAUCAAACAACAAACUUCGCUCUCAAAAUCAGAGUGAUACAAGCAACACAAUGGAUUCUUUCCAAGAUGGAGGCCAACACAACGCGAAUUCGGAGUCCACCGACUAUUCAAUGCAGAUGGGAAGUAGUCAUAUGAACUCAGAUAUGAAUAAUUUUCCUCCUAAUUCGACAGAUCAAAGUAUGAAUUCUGAUAAUUUUCAUCGGAUGAAUGAUUCCAUGCAUUUGAAUCCGAUGCAGCCGUACAACUCGUACUCACGAAGUGGUUUCAAUAACAUGAAUACUUCAGACCAUCAUGGCGUUCUGAACACAGGAGCAGACUUCAACAACCAGUCUUCUCAGUUUCCUUACUCACAAGGAGGUAUUAGACCAGGUUACCCCACUAUGGGUAAGCCAGGUAUGAGUCCCCCACGACCUGGGAUGGUUCCCCCUGGCAUGAACAUGAUGUCGCCUCCGGGAUAUAAUCAUCCCCCACAAAGAAUGAUGUCGGGUCAAAGUGUAUCGCAACAAACCGGGCCGACCCCUACUCUAAACCAACUCUUACAGACUUCAAACACUAAUCCCAGAUUUCCAAAUAAUUACGACUAUCCGCCAGGAUCCAAACCCGGAACGGAAAUGGGUGGCGGACCAGGAAACAUGCCGUACAACAUGCAGCAAGGUUGGAACCCAAGUCAAGGCCGUGGGAUGCCCUCUUUUCCUCAGGGGCAUAUGUCAGGAAAUUCACCUUACAGAAAUCAAAAUGAAAUGCACGAGUCUAGAAGACAGCCAUCAAUGAGUGGUGGGGGUAGUAACUAUGUGAAUCAAGCUGGUGUUCCAUUUCCCAAUCCUCAACAAUAUUCCCCCAGUUCUAGAUAUAUGACUGGUCAACCUCGUCUAUCAAACCCAUCUUACCCACAACAGGUACAUCCUCAGUAUAACCAAUCAGGAAAUCAACCAAUGGGGGGAGGGUACAGUCCAUCCGGUCCCCCUUCCUCCGCGCAACCCCCGAACCCCAUGUAUUUAUCCCCACAACAUUCACGCUCCGCAAAUCAGUCACCUAAUUCUCAUCCCUCUUCCCAACCGGGAACCCCCCAAUCUGCAGUUCAUCCAUCUCAGGCGUCACCGGGUCCCACACCGAAUUCUGAAAAUAGUAGAUCGAAUUCAAAAAUACCUAAUGAAGAUAGUGUGAUAAACGAAAGUGCCAGUAUGGAAACGAGUAACCCAGACGAAGGGGACAGUCAACAAGAUUCUGUCUCAUCUACGGGUGCUCAUCCCUCAUCAGCUUUACGGAGGGUCCCAUCACCCGCUGGAUCUACUGGGUCAAGGUCAAAUACACCAGCCUCGCUACCAGGAAACCAUCCUGGCAGUCCAAUGCCCCCUCGACCUCCAUCAGGUCAGAUAGAUGGUCAAGGUCGUUUAAGUCAAUCUCCAAUGGCAACUCAAGGUUUUAAUCAGCAGAUUAUGCCCCCUCCUAUUGGCCCCAAUCAGGGAGCUUAUCCAUCUGGUCCGGGAAGUAAGAUGGCGGGUGGUGGUCAUAUGCCUGGACAUUAUCCCCCAUAUAACUCACAAUAUCCGCCUGGAAAUCAAGGUAAUUUUGGAAGAAAUCCGAACAUGCCAGGCAUACAGAACACAAGUGGAGGGGGGAUGCCGAAUUACCCGCAAAAUAUUUACAACGGUCCGAAUCACAUGGGUGGGGGUGCUGGUGGUAACCCAAUGUAUAACAAUAUGCCACGCCCAUCGAUGCCCAAUGCUAAUUAUAAUAAUGUUUAUGGACAGGGUAACAUGGGAAUGAGCAUGCCCAAUCAAUAUGGUGUCUAUAACAAUAUGGGCCCUAAUGGUCCCGGACCUAUUAGACCCGCCAUGAAUAAUAUGCCGAUAACAGAUUCCUCCGCGUCGUCGAAAAGUGCAAACGCGGCUGCUGUAGCAGCUCAACAGGCCAUGAUAGCUGCUGCAAAUAGCGCGGGCAAUCUACGCCCAGGCUUAAAUCAAUCGCGUAUGUAUAAUUCACCUACUAUGAAUAAUUCUGGCCCGAUUGGUCAGCUUAAUCACAUGACUGUUGGACUUGGUGCGCCCCCUAUGAACAAUGUGCCGAACAAUAUGAACCAACAACCUAACAACUCGAAUAUAGUGUCUAAUUCCGCCUCUCAAAAUAGUGCCACUAAUGCGUCGUCGACGCCAAAAGACAGUCAAGCAAAACUGAACACACAACCGGUUAUAAGUGCAUCAACGACGAGCCCAGGUGGGGCCAAUAGCUCAAAUUCACAAGAUUCUACAUCCAAUCAGAACUCAUCAGACAAUAGUGGAACAACAAAUUGUGUUAACCAAUGGGAGAGUAGCUCUGAUCCGUCUAAAAAAUUAUCCAAUAUAAACAGUGAUAGCGAUAAAAACAUUAAACCUGUGCCUAGUAGUGAUAUAGCUGGACAAGAUGCGCCUGCUAAAACACCCGUGCCCAGUGAAACUAGUCAAACACUGCCCCCUAGUGGCGAAACAGAUCAGAUGUCCAAUUCUUCAGACUCCAUGCCUGCUAAUCCCAACUCGACAGCAGUAACCCAAUCAAUUACAGCUCCCAUUGUUACACAAGGAAUGAAUAAUCAGUCGAAUAUAUCCCAGAAUCCACAGGAACAUCCGCCGAACAUGCCCGGAAUGAACUGUGUUCCCGUACCAACGUUUCCUGAUGAACCACCAGAGAAAAAGAAAAAGGAAUGUGGGUACUCAUCGCCCGCGGGUUCGAUGGCCCAUUCACCUGGUAGUGUGAGUAUUGCGUCGUAUGACGAAUAUGACAUAAGCAGCCCGGGAGUAUCGGGCGCAGCCAAAUCUGGUACGAUAGAUUUAAGUAAACUUUAUGAAAUGGGUCCGGAACCAGAUCGUAAGUUGAUGAUUGACAAGCUGUUGAUGUUUAACGAGGAGAAAGGAACGCCGAUAACGUCGAUGCCAGCGAUCAGUAAACAGCCCCUAGAUUUAUAUAGGUUAUAUCAUUGUGUUAAAGAAAGAGGCGGAAUGACAGAGGUGAAUAAAACAAAGAAAUGGAAAGAAAUUUGUACAAUUGUAAAUAUUGGAUCGUCUGCCAGUGCUGCUUUUACUUUGAAGAAAAAUUAUAUUAAAUAUUUAUUUGCGUUUGAAUGUCAUUUUGAUCGUGGUGGAAUGGACCCACAACCCAUUCUUGCUCAAAUGGAGGCAGCUUUAGCUCAGAAACGUGAACAGAAAAAUAAACGUGCUCCUUCCCCAGCUGGAUCCCAAGGUUCGUCUCAGGAUGCUUUCCGUCCUUCGAGUACCCCGAACAGUCAAGGUCUGGAUCCAUUUUCUCCAGGACCCGGAGGUAUGGCGGGGCACUACAUGCAAAACGAUGGUAGCAUGAACCCAAUGGGUGGAAUGCCACAUGGUGGAAUGAUGAACCCAAUGAAUCCUCACAUGAUGCCGCCCGGUCACAUGGGCGGAAUGCCUCACCAUGGAAUGAUGUCGGGCUCCAAUAUGAUGGGCGGAAUGGGUCCAAAUUCCAUGAUGGGUCACGGAGGAAACAUGCCACCAAAUUCCAUGAUGGGACCCGGGAAUAUGAUGAGGUCCAACAACAUGAUGUCUGGCAACAUGGGUCCUGGAAACAUGCCGAAUUCUAUGGGCCCUGGAAAUAUGCCGAAUUCGAUGGGUCCGGGAGGUAUGCCCAAUUCUAUGAGUGGACACAAUUCAAUGAGUGGAAAUAUGCCUAAUGCCAUGGGUGGACCAAAUGCGAUGGGCCCAGGAAAUAUGCAGAACUCAAUGGGUGGAAAUAUGCCAAACUCGAUGGGUGGAAGUAUGCCGAAUUCCAUGGGCCAUGGAAAUAUGCCCAACUCCAUGGGCCCUGGAAAUAUGCCAAAUUCAAUGGGAGGCAAUAUGCCCAACUCUAUGGGCCCUGGAAAUAUCCCCAAUUCCAUGAGUGGCCCAAACCCUAUGAUGGGAAAUAUGCCUAAUUCAAUGGGCCCUGGAAACAUGCCCAAUUCUAUUGGUGGAAAUAAUAUAUCCUUUGGCGGACAAGGACCCAAUUCAGGACACAUGGGCCCCAUGAUGGGAGGAAAUUUACCACAUUCCAUGGGUGGAAACAUGCCCAACACAUCAAUGCCAGGCAAUAUGUCCAACAGCUCGAUGCCAGGAAACCAUCCGAACAGCUCGAUGCCUGGUAACCAUCCAAACAGUUCAAUGCCUGGUAACCAUCCAAACAGUUCAAUGCCUGGUAACCAUCCAAACAGUUCGAUGCCUGGUAACCAUCCAAACAGCUCGAUGCCUGGUAACCAUCCAAACAGCUCGAUGCCUGGUAACCAUCCAAACAGUUCCAUGCCUGGUAACCAUCCAAGCAGCUCCAUGCCUGGUAACCAUCCAAACAGCUCCAUGCCUGGUAACCAUCCCAACAGCUCCAUGCCUGGUAACCAUCCCAACAGCUCCAUGCCUGGUAACCAUCCCAACAGCUCCAUGCCUGGUAACCAUCCCAACAGCUCCAUGCCUGGUAACCAUCCCAACAGCUCCAUGCCUGGUAACCAUCCCAACAGCUCCAUGCCUGGUAACCAUCCCAACAGCUCCAUGCCUGGUAACCACCCAAACAGCUCGAUGCCUGGUAACCACCCAAACAGUUCGAUGCCUGGUAACCACCCAAACAGUUCGAUGCCUGGUAACCACCCAAACAGUUCGAUGUCUGGUAAUAUGCCUAACAGUUCGAUGCCAAGCGGUAUGCCCAGCGGUUUGAUGCCAGGCAAUCAUCCAAGCAGCUCAAUGUCAGGAAAUAUGCCGAACUCUAUACCCGGACAUAUGUCAAAUAGUUCAAUGCCAGGGAAUAUGCCUAACAGUUCAAUGUCGGGUUCGAUGCCCAUUAGUGGCAUGCCAGGAAGCAUGCCGAAUAGCUCUAUGGCUGGGAACAUGCCUAAUACAUCUAUGUCGGGAAAUAUGCCAACUAGUGGAAUGCCAGGGAACAUGCCCAACAGUGGAAUGCCAGGCAAUCCUCCGAAUUCCUCAAUGACGAGCAACAUGCCCAACUCGACAAUGGGAGGUAAUGCAUCCCCUACAGGAGUCAUGUCACAUAUGAAUGCAGCAACAACAAUGACAACAAGUAUGCCCAAUGCUAUGCCUGGAAAUAUCCCAAAUACGUUGAUGGGGACAGGUAUGCCUUUCCAAAUGGGAAGUCAUGGACCCGUUACUUCUAUGUCUGGAAACAUGCCAAAUUCAAUGACAGCUCAAAGUGGUGAGGUGAUGACAACAACUGCCACUUCGACGCCCAUGACAGGAAAUUCUGGCGGUACCAUGACUGGAAGUAUGCCUCACACAUCGAUGCCAAACAAUAACAUGCCAGGGAAUGUUCCACCUAGCGCCAUGGCAGGAAACAGGCACAACAUCCCCAUGAACGAGACUUCAAACAGCAGUUCAUCAAAUGAUGCAGCUCGUCAGACUUCUCCUAUGAGAAACAGCGCUACACCAAAUUCCGAGGCAACUAAUACGACAUCAGCUGCUCCUACUCCAUCAGUUUCUUCAGCUCCUACGAUAGGUAACUCAGAAAGUGUCAGUGUCCAAGAUCCCUUUGCAGACGAUAUGUCAUCAAGUAGGACCAGUGUAGCCCCGUUUCCUAAAAUGCCACCACAAGGGAAUACUUUUAUACCUCGUGGACCAGGUGGUCCAAACAUACCACCAUUUUCCAGCAGUAACGAAGGAAUGCCACGACCACCAAACCAACCAGAUGUAAACGACCCUUACGGGCGACCUGGCGUUAACAUGGAAGGGUUUCCUCCAAAUCGUGCUGGUGAAUUUAACACACCAAAUCAAUAUCCAGGACGACCUGCCAAUCAAUUUCCGUUUGGUCAGCAAUUCGAUAGACCAGAAAGGUUUAGUGAACCUUCCGCACCAAACACACCAAACCAAUCCAUGCGACCCACCGGACCCAUGCCACAGACUCCUCAAAGUGCGUCAUAUGGAGGACGAUAUGGCAGUCAACCCAUGCCAAUAAGACCACCGGGACCCCAAGAUCAAUAUGGCAGCACACCAGGUUUCCAUGGAAACAACUAUGGACCUCGACCAAUGGGAAAUCAGGAACAGUAUGGAAGCUUCCAGGGAAAUUAUCCUAGUCCACGACCACCGAUGUAUGGAACGCCAAAUAAACGAUACCCAGACAUGUCUGUUUAUAAUCACACAAUGUACGGUGAUCGUUCAACGAUGGGUCACAUGACUUAUCCAUCUCACCAAGAUGCAUCAAUGGGCUAUCAUGAAAGCCACAUGUCUGGACCCCAACGAGAGGGCAGUCAGUGGUCACCAAUGAGAUAUCAACAGCAUGGAGGAUCCAAUUAUAUGGGAAAUAUGCCGCCUGGCGCUCCUGGUACUCCACCUAUGGGUCCGUAUGGACAGCCAAUGAUGUCAAGGCAAGGUCAUCCGAGAAUGAAAGGUCUAAAGCAGAAGGCCUUGUUACAACCAUGUGUUAGUAAUCAGUCUAGGAAAGAAAUACCUUUUCCACCCGAUACGAUAGAAGGCGUCCAACCACCCCUUAUCAAACGUCGUCGUCUAACCAGCAAAGACCUAGGACCAAUAGAAGCCUGGCGUCUUAUGAUGGCCCUGAAAUCUGGAUUAUUAACAGAAAGCACCUGGGCUCUGGAUACACUUAAUAUAUUACUAUUUGACGAUUCAACCGUGUCUUAUUUCAAUUUGAGUCACUUGCCAGGAUUACUAGAUGUCCUCUUAGAACAUUUCCGUAAAUGUAUUUUGGAAGUUUUUGCCGAACUCAAAGAUACCGACAGUGUUGAUGACGAUGUUGGGGAUUUCGAAAUAUCUCCAGAAGAAUCGGAAAAGAAACUUGAUUGUGAAAAUUAUACGUUGAUAACGCGCGAUGGAAAAGCUGUACACAUUGAGGAAGAGUCGAAAGACGCGUGGAUGGUCAAACCCAAAACUUGGGAUAAGGAUAAUCAGGAGUUUCUGCCGACAGAUCAUUUCGCGUACGGAGCGGGAAACCUGAGUCAUAUCAUUACAAAAAUGGAGAGCGAAAAAACUAAUUCCUUACUUAGCAAGUUGUUUUCCAAACAUCUUGGAACGCAUAAAGACAAACGAAAAGUGUUUACGAAGGACGUUGCUGUGUGCGAGGACGAAAACAUUGUCAGCGAUCACGAAGAGAAGAUGGACACUUCGGAAAUCUCCAUGGAUACAACAUUAUCUCCUAUUAAACAGGAGGAGAAUCCAACUGUGCGUAACGAUUUUAUUAAAAUUGAAAAACAGGAGUGUGAAAUGGAACAUGGUGAUUUGAAAGACCACGAAGAGCGUAAAACUGAAGUGGAUGAACAAAUCUUGAAGAAAGAGGAGAUGGACGAGGAUACAAAAAGCGAGAACAAAACGGAGGCGAAGGAUAGCGAAUCGAAGGAUAGCGAGGCGAAGGAUAGCGAGGCGAAGGAUAGCGAGCCAAUGGAUAGCGAAGUGAAGGAUAGCGAACCAAUGGAUAGCGAAGUGAAGGAUAGCGAGCCGAAGGGUAUUGAAGCGAAGGAUGAGGUAAAGGAUAGCGAGGCAAAGGAUACUGAACAGAAAGUUAGCGACGCGAAAGAUAGCGAUAGCGAGGCAAAGGACAGUGAACUGAAAGUUAGCGAUUCAGCGGAUGACGAGUCGAAAAUUAACAAUGCGAAAGUUAGCGAUUCGAAAGAUAGCACCGACGAGAGUAAAAAUGAGAACGGAACAUCUGAUGGUGAUAAAUCAGACAAUUCAACGCUGCCGUUUGUCGAACUCGUAACUUACCCGAAAACGGAAAUAGAAACAAUGGGUGCAUUAGCAAUGAUCAACAGGCCGCAAGCUGUUAGCGAUUUGGAGGAGGAGUCUUACGAACAUGACACGCCACCUUUGUACAACGUAGUCAACGCCCACGAGGAAUUGGCCAGACGGUGUAUAUGUAUUUCUAAUAUCUUCCGAAGCUUGUCUUGUAUCCCCGGUAACGGUCUUGAACUUUCCCGCCACUCAGGUCUCAUGAGCACCCUGGGUAAACUUUUACUGCUGCACCAUAAACAUCUACCUCGGUCUAAAAAUCACCGUUUUGGCGACGAAUGGGAAUCAGAUGACGCUGAGGAAUCAGUAAAGGAAGGAGAGUGGUGGUGGUCUUGUUUAGACGCUUUACGCGAGAAUACGCUAGUCAUAUUCGCUAAUAUUUGUGGAAAAUUAAAACUCUCGGAUUUUCCCGAACACAUUUGCUUCCCUAUAUUAGACGGAUUAUUACACUGGGUAGUGUGUUCCUCGUCUUGUGCGCGCGACCCCAUGCCGAACAUGCCUCCUAAUUCCGUCCUUUCGCCCCAGCGGCUUGUUUUAGAAGCUCUGUGUAAAUUGUGUAUACAUGAUGCCAACGUUGAUCUGCUGUUGGCAACGCCUCCUUUCGAACGAAUGGUAGAUCUGUUUGAGACUCUCGUCAAAUUAUUAGCCAAUCGUAAAGAACAGGUUACGCAGGAAUUCGCCAUAGUUUUAUUGUCAGAAUUGGUGACUGGUGACUCAAGUAUUUCACGAGCGAUUGCGCUACAGCAUCAGUGCAUUUCUCUUCUUGUAGACUUCUUAGAAACAGCUGAACAAAAUGCUCACCAGGUGGCCAAGUCACAAGGUAUCGUUGUUCUUCAGAAUAACCCAGAGUCUAUGGGUACGAGUUUAGACAUGUUACGGCGUGCCGCCACGAUUCUCGUACAGUUAGCUCGAGUGGAAGAGAACAGAACUCUGUUUGUGCAUCAACAAAGUAGAUUACUAGCGCUUGUGAUGUCACAAAUAUUGGAUCAGACCGUGGCGAAGAUCCUUUCCGAUGUUUUAUUUGAAUGUUCCCAACUUUCAUAGCCGUUUCAUCUCACUUUAUUAAUUAUUGAUAAAAAAAACUAUUUUAACAAAAAAACAAUUUCAGCGACUUUGUGUGAAGAUCAAACUGAAAAAAUAUUUAAAGAAUAUGUGUACAAUAGUCGAAUUUUUACAAGGUGUGCGACGAAAAAAUUAUACGCAAGAAUUUCUGUUAUAUAUAUAUAUAUAUAUAUUCAUGUAUAUAUAAAGUGUGUUGUGGAGAAUCUGGUAAAAUGCAUAUCAAUGUUCGUUUACAAAUAACUAACGGGAAAAGACUAGUAAAAUUGGAAUGUAAACUUAUAUAUCAUGCCUAUUUUUUUUUCCCCGUAAUCAUUCAUGGCUCAUUGUUUAUUAAAAAAAAAAAUCUUCAACUUACACAUGUUGGGUUAGUUGACGGAUAAUUAAACUUACAUAUGUAAUCAAUUGUUGUACAUAAUUUAUAUAUAUAUUAUCACUGAUCGAAUAAAUGCUGCGUACAGUACAGUGAUUAUCUCCCUUUAAUUCAUCGUUUAAACUGCCUUUAAUUAUUCUAUAACUUACAUGUAAAUAGUGAAAACAGAAAAAGACAUUAAAAUGAUGAAUAUUCAUAAGAUCAAUUUGUGAAUUGACUGUUUAUAUAUAUAUAUAUAUAUA
Molecule: messenger RNA, 9882 nt
Organism: Patella vulgata (common limpet)
Lineage: Eukaryota; Metazoa; Mollusca; Gastropoda; Patellidae
Product: trithorax group protein osa
Exons: 19
Coding region: 454-9252 (2932 amino acids)
Biological process (GO): regulation of transcription by RNA polymerase II; positive regulation of DNA-templated transcription; chromatin remodeling
Cellular component (GO): SWI/SNF complex; nucleoplasm; nBAF complex
Molecular function (GO): DNA binding; nucleosome binding
Source: RefSeq, a predicted model, not a curated record